CGUGAUGCUGAGGCGCUUUCUUUUUCAAUGAGUUUUCUUUAAUUGCUCCAUUUACGCAAGCAACCAAAAUCGAUGCAAUUGCCCACAUCCGGAAGCAUUGCGGCAUAGGCAACGCGUCUGCCACCCAGUGACUGCCCGUAGAUUGGGUAACCGUGCGGGAAAUGCCAAAAGGCGACCAUCUGUGCGGCGAUCUCGAUUUCUCGAACGUUUCGCGACGUGGGCGCCCCCGCCCCCAAGACCAAGGACGACCUAGAAACGCCCAGACAGCACCGAGAAUCUAGCACAGGUGACAUCAGUCCGGGAGAAGCACAUCACCAUGAUCCACGUCGGGGAGAACUCGUGGAAUCUCCGGAUCUUCAUCACGGAUCUGGCGCUGGAGCGGACGAUGCGCGUGCGCGGUGACCAGCACAUCGGUGGAAUUAUGCUGCAGCUGGUGGAUCCGGAGAAUCCCAAGGACUGGUCCGACCAUGCGCUGUGGUGGCCAGCGAGGAACGUUUGGCUAAACAGGACGCGCCUAACGCUGGACCAGUAUGGUGUCCAGGCCGACAGCCUGCUGCACUUUACGCCCAUGCACAAGAUACUGCGAGUGCAGUUGCCGGAUCUGCGGUACCUGGAUUGUCGCGUGGAUUACUCUGUGAAGACCUUCGCGGCCGUGGUGAAUCUGUGCAAGCAGCUGGACAUUCGCUAUCCGGAGGAGUUGUCGCUGUGCAAGCCGCUGGAGGCGGAGCAUUUGAAGCGGAAUUUUGCCCAGCUGCCGCACCAGAAGCGCGUGGCCAUCGCAGAGCCAGAUGGCACCAGCUAUUUGCAGCCGGCGCCAGAUACCAACUCGUUUGUGCCCAUUAGCACCGCCUUUCACGGUGAAGGCGGCGGUAGCACUGGCAGCCUGGACAAGCCCUCGGCGCCGGGAUCCUUUUUCUGCGCUCCGCUGUCGCCGCACAAUCACAGCAGGGGACGCUCACCCAUGCCCGCGGCUUCGCCAUCGCCGGGAACGUGGAAGCAGAGUCAAUUAGGUUACGCCACCUACGACUCAUCGUCAUCGAGCUUGGGUGACUUCCAGGAGAAUCUGGCUAGCUCGCCGCCCACGCCAUGCUCGGAUGUCCGGGCGCAGCAGCUGCGCCCCAAGUCGCUGGUGGAGAAGGCGCGCUUGAAUGUCGGCUGGCUGGACUCUUCGCUGUCCAUCAUGGAGCAGGGCAUUCGGGAGUACGACACGCUCUGCCUGCGCUUCAAGUACUUUACCUUCUUCGACCUAAAUCCCCGGUGCGACCAGGUGCGCAUCAACCAGCUGUACGAGCAGGCCAAGUGGAGCGUCCUCAACGAGGAGCUGGAAUGCACCGAGGAGGAGAGUCUGAUGUUCGCCGCCUUGCAGUUCCAGGUCAACCAUUAUGUGGACUCGACGCCCACGAGCAGUGGAGCCGUUGAUUCGGGCAUUGAAACGUCCAGCCAGGAGAACGACAACGACGACGAGAUCGAUUCGGCGCUGAAGGAGCUUCAGAUCACUCUGGAGGGACCAAACGGCGGAGAUUCGGUGAACAUCACGCGCAUUCCGGAGCUCUCCGACUACUUGCGCUACUUGAAGCCACAAAGGUUCACGUUGCGUGGAUACAAGCGCUACUACUUCACCUACCGGGAUCUGCACUUGCACCUGUUCAAGAACGCCGAGGAGUCGCGGCGGAUGGCUCCGGUUGUCAGCAUCAAUCUGAAGGGUUGUGAGGUCACCCCCGAUGUAAACCUGUCGCAGGGAAAGUACGCAAUCCGACUGGAGGUCUCGCCGGAGGGCGGCCACGGAACCAACAGCGAGGUUUGGAUACGCUGCGAGAACGAACAGCAGUACGCCAAGUGGAUGGCCGCCUGUCGAUUGGCGGCCAAGGGAAGAUCCCUGGCGGAUAGCUCGUACGAGAGUGAAGUCGAUGGGAUCCUGUCACUGCUGCAGAUGCAGCGACCUGUGCAUGGAGUUCACCUGAGUAUUGACCCACGGUCCGUGGAGGCCGGAGAUUAUAUAUCGCCCAAGACCCUGCGCCGGCUCUCCAACAAGGCGGUGCAGCGCAUCCUGGAGGCACAUGCCAAUGUCCGAGAGCUGAAUCCCUUGGACUCCAAACUGAAGUACAUCCAGGCCUGGCAGUCCCUGCCCGAUUUUGGCGUAACACUGUUCAUCAUUAAGUUCGAUGGGCACCGUAAGGAAGAGCUGCUGGGCGUGGCCCACAAUCGGAUCAUGCGAAUGGACCUGGGCUCCGGGGAUCACAUCAAGACCUGGCGGUAUAACACAAUGAAGGCCUGGAAUGUUAACUGGAACAUUAAGUGCAUGAUGAUCCAGUUUGAGGACGAGAACGUGGUAUUCUCGUGCCAUUCGGCUGACUGCAAGGUGGUGCACGAGUUUAUCGGCGGCUACAUUUUCAUGUCGAUGCGAUCCAAGGACAACAACCAGGUCCUCAACGAGGAACUCUUCCACAAGCUGACGGGUGGUUGGUCGUAGUAGCUGUUUUGUUCGAAUUUUAUCGUUUCAUCUACUUGUUCAUUUGAAUUUUGUAAGGAUGAAACCAAUGUUUUAUAUAUAUAUAUAUUGUUGACCUGACCAGUGGCCUCGAACCGCGCUAACCAACUGAUAGACUCACAACUUCAAUGCAAUAUAGUGUUUUCACGUUCAGCCUACCACUUAAUUCGUUGUAAACUAAUCUUGUUGAUGAUUUUUAACAGCGAAAAUCGCUUGCCAAAGGCCUUUUUGCCUGCCUAACUCUAAAACAGACUUAACCGUGGCCUUUGCAAUGUUUAUGUAUGACUAACUUUUAAGGAUACAAUGAAUAAAUAUGCCUUACAAUAUCA
This is a messenger RNA of Drosophila serrata, 2817 nucleotides long. It is a transcript of the gene Fit2, whose product is annotated as Fermitin 2. Gene Ontology annotation, molecular function: integrin binding. Gene Ontology annotation, biological process: integrin-mediated signaling pathway; cell-matrix adhesion. NCBI's taxonomy places the organism in Eukaryota, Metazoa, Arthropoda, Insecta, Diptera, Drosophilidae. The record is from RefSeq and is a predicted model, not a curated record. Gene Ontology annotation, cellular component: cell-substrate junction.